This is a messenger RNA of Carcharodon carcharias (great white shark), 6915 nucleotides long. RefSeq names its product glutamate decarboxylase 2 (gene gad2). The transcript has 12 exons. The record is from RefSeq and is a predicted model, not a curated record. NCBI's taxonomy places the organism in Eukaryota, Metazoa, Chordata, Chondrichthyes, Lamniformes, Lamnidae. Bases 129 to 1337 code for a protein of 402 amino acids. Gene Ontology annotation, cellular component: cytoplasm. Gene Ontology annotation, molecular function: glutamate decarboxylase activity; pyridoxal phosphate binding. Gene Ontology annotation, biological process: GABA shunt.
GGGUAACUUUCACUUUCUUGGAACAAGUUUUGGACAUUCUACUUGAAUACAUUUUGAAAACAUUUGAUAGAUCUACAAAAGUAAUAGAUUUCCACUACCCCGAUGAGCUCCUUGAGGGAUUUAACUGGAUGCUGGAUGAACAGCCAAAUACUUUGGAAGACAUCUUGGUGACUUGCAGAGCAACACUAAAAUAUGCUGUGAAAACAGGCCAUCCUAGAUAUUUCAAUCAGCUUUCAACUGGAUUAGAUAUGGUUGGCCUCGCUGCUGAUUGGCUUACCUCCACUGCUAAUACAAACAUGUUUACAUAUGAGAUCGCACCAGUGUUUGUCCUGUUGGAAUACAUCACUCUGAAGAAAAUGAGAGAAAUGAUUGGCUGGCCAGGAGGAUGUGGCGAUGGAAUAUUCUCACCUGGUGGAGCCAUAUCAAACAUGUAUGCCUUGCUAAUCGCACGCUACAAGCUGUUUCCUGAAGUUAAAGAGAAAGGAAUGGCUGCCAUUCCCAAACUGAUUGCCUUCACAUCAGAACACAGUCAUUUCUCAAUAAAGAAAGCAGCAGCAGCUCUGGGGAUUGGGACAGAUGGAGUCGUUCUGAUCAAAUGUGAUGUAAGAGGGAAAAUCAUCCCAGCAGACCUUGAGAGAAGGAUACUUGAAGCUAAGCAAAAGGGCUUUGUGCCGUUCUUUGUAAAUGCUACAGCUGGCACUACAGUGUAUGGCGCCUUCGAUCCUCUUGUUGCUAUCGCCGAUAUUUGCAACAAGUACAAGAUCUGGAUGCACGUUGAUGCAGCCUGGGGUGGUGGUUUACUGAUGUCUAGAAAACAUCGCUGGAAACUAAAUGGAGCAGAAAGGGGAAAUUCUGUCACUUGGAAUCCACACAAAAUGAUGGGAGUUCCACUUCAGUGCUCUGCUUUACUUGUUAGGGAAGAGGGGCUGCUGCAGAAUUGUAAUCAGAUGAAUGCCUGCUACCUCUUCCAACCUGACAAACAAUAUGAUUUGUCCUAUGACACUGGAGAUAAAGCAUUGCAGUGUGGGCGACAUGUGGAUAUUUUUAAAUUGUGGCUGAUGUGGAGAGCUAAGCCACAGCACACCAAUGUCUGCUUCUGGUAUCUGCCUCACAGUAUUCGGCACCUACCAGAUAAUGAAGAACGAAGGAGUUUGCUCAUGAAGGUGGCUCCACAGAUCAAAACUAGGAUGAUGUCAUUUGGGACCACAAUGGUAAGUUAUCAGCCACAAGGUGACAAAGUUAAUUUCUUCCGUAUGGUCAUCUCAAACCCAGCAGCUACACAAGAAGACAUUGAUUUCCUCAUUGAGGAAAUAGAGCGACUUGGACAGGACCUGUGACUGCAAGGUUCAAGACAUCUGCCCUAAUACAAUGGGGAGGUUGCUAUUGUGUGAAUGUAUUUCAUUGUUUACCUUGAAACUAGUCUCGUGUGAUCUUAGCUCUGACUACAGGGAUUGGAGCUUAAGACUCCCAAUGUGGAAUUAUGGAUAUUAGAAGUUGAUUUAAUGCAAUUACACAUUUUCUGAAGUUAAAAAAAGGUAUGAGUCAUCAACCAUCUGCCACUUUUCAGACAAAUUGUCCUAAGGCAUUAAGUGCUGAAAUGAUGUAAAACAGAGCACUUUAGAACCCAUUUAGAUAUUUUGUUAUGGUCAUUUAGCAGCCCUGCUCCAGGUGGAUGUUACACACCAAUAAUUCAUAUAAUUUCUGUUGUUACUUAUGAAGGUCUCUAUUAAUGAAGUCUUUAGGAUCCUAAAAGUGCAGGUUUCUGCACUUUUUCAUGGCUGUACAAAAGAUUUGAUAAUAGAGGCUUAGUCUUUAUUUUGCUCUCUUCAACUAGCUGUGAUAAAAAUCAUUUAGAAAAUCUAUGCUUCAGCUCUGUGAAAUCUUUAUUACUUAAGCUCUGCGUUAAAGUGUCAAAUUCAGAUAUUCUAUUUCUUUUGAUAAGGAAGGAAAUGCUUUAAUACUUUUAGUUGUCAUACUUGAAUUUGAGAGUUCAAUGUUUGAAAUCUUCAGACCAGGAGUUUACACAUACAAUGUAUACCUGUAGUGUUCUCUUCAUACUAUAAAGAAAUAACAAAUGACAACUCUGUUGACAACUGGAUAGUGUUUAGUGUCUGUGAAAGUGUUUCCUUUGUAGAACUUUGAGUAAUGUCUAGUUCACCUCAGAUUGAGGUUGCGCACUUUAGAUUCAAACUGUACUGUGUUGAAUGAUAAUGUUUUAAUGUUCUAGUUUAUUCUUACCACACUUGGUAUACUUAGAUUUGGAAAUGGGAAGCUUUGAAUUAAAACUCUAACUUGGUCUUCCACACCCAGCAUGAUCAAAUUUGCAUUAAAUCUUAUAAGCUAGUUAUACCAUAUAGUUUGUGUUAAUCAAGAGGUCUUGGUUAAGCACUAACACAAAAUGUGCCAUGUAACUAAUCCAUCAAAGCAUGCUGAUCAAGAAAUGUGAGAACACUGACAAAGACAUUUUCAUGUUAUUUGGGCUUGACUCGUGCAACUGGUGUGAAUACACAUUUAAAAAUUUAACAGACAGGUCCAUCUGGAAAUUUAGCAACUUACUUAAAAAUAAUUUUAAUAUGAGUUCAAAAUCGACUGUCUGGUCAGCUCUCUCCUGACAAUAUAAUCAAACUGUCCUUAAGAGUUUGGUAGGCAGAGCCCUUUUACAAUACCAUGGGUUCAAAAUGACAGAAGGAAAAUUUAACAAUGAUAUUGAGGAAUUCAUUUUUGUAUAGAGUGAUCAGCACUUUCCCUUAAAGCAAUGGAAGCAAGAAUUCUAGAAUCAUGUUUGGAUGCUUCAAUGGAAGGACUUCAAGGUCAAUCUAGAUGGGCAAACCAAGAUGGAUUAGAUGGCCUUCCUUAUCCGUGUCUAUCUUGUAUUCUUGUAGCAUACUGAGUUCAUCCCAGGUCAAGAAUCAAUAGUAACCAGCAGUGUAAUUUGGUUUUGCCAACCCCAUUUCCCAGUCUGAGACCAGCACUAUCAUUUCCAAGUUAACACAAAUAAUCAUCUCUUUCAGUUUACAGGACAGAAAGAUUGGCUUAUCAUGCCUGUGCCAAUCUUAGAAAUAAUGAUCUUCAAAUUCCCACUUCCAUCUGUUCUUCCCAAAUGCCCUUUAAUUCUUUUAUUGUUUUACAUAUUAUCCCCCUUCUCUUUUUAAAAAGCUAUUAUAGAUUCUGCUCUUACCCCUUUUCCUGGUGGACUAUUUCAAAUCUUAGCAACCCUCUGCAUAAAAUGUUUUAGCUAACCGCUCCUUUUUUCUUUAGUAAUUUUAAAAUCAUGAGGGUCAUGACAACCUGGCGUAGCUUUGGCAUAGGAGUCCCAGAGAAAUGGUGUGAACAGUGAUUGCCAUUUUUCAGAGGGUUCUGAUAUUUAUGAAGAAUGUUAAGAAUCCCUGCGGAAGCUCUCCAUUGUUAUUGGUGCAAUCCCGUUACAACAUUGAAGCUAUUGCUAUCAAAAAUACUAAUAACAAGCUGAAGAGCUAAAUGCUGAUCUAUUCUAACACACAGAAAUACCAAACUUACUUUAGGAGUCCUAACCCAUGACCUCACUUGGAAUUACCAAAAUAACUACCUACCUUCAAUUCCUGGGCUUUAAGAAUCAGGUUCUGUCUCCUUGAUGACAGAUUGGAUUCUUUCCCAGUACCUACUCUGACAUGGAUGUAUUAUUUUACUUCAAACCCUUUUUGGGUUAUUCUAAUGUUCCAAUCAGAUUAUUUCAGUCACAAGGUCAUGUAUCUAUUGUCAGAUCCUCAAACAUCAUUCAAAUCUGUAUCCUUUUAUAAUUAAAAUGCUCAUGUUUAGCAAAAUUAGGAUUAAAAUGCCUAACCUCAAUUCUGACAGCUUCCUGGUAAAGUUGUUCUUUGCGCGGACAUGUGAAACAAGUCCAUGUCUCAAAUGGAUAUAGAUAUUGCCUGGUGAUGUCUAUAGCUGUACUGGGUGUGUUUUAUUUUAGCCAGCAUUUGUUGCCCAUCCCUAAUUGCACUUGAACUGAACAUUUCAGAGGGCAUUUAAGAGUCAUCUCAUUACUGUGGGUCUGGAGUCACAUGUAGGCCAGACUAGGUAAGAAUGGCAAAUUUCCUUCCCUAAAGGACACUAGUGAACCAGAAGAGUUUUUGGUCACCAUUACUGAGACUAGCUUUAUAUUCCAGAUUUUAUUAACUGAAUUUAAAUUCCACCAGCUGCCAUGGUGGGAUUCAAACCCAUGUCCCCAUAGCAUUAGCCUAGGCCUCUGGCCAGUGACAGCACCCAUUACACAACCAUCUCCCUCUACAUACAGUACAGUAGCAUGCACUAUCUACUGUGUUAAAUCUGAAAGUGAUACACCAAGCUGCAAGUAAUUUUUAUGGGGAUAUAGAGCAUUUGUGUGAUAGAGGUAUUUCAUUUACGAAGUAUUUUCUGAGGCACCAGCUAAAUGAAUACUCCAUCAUGAAUAAAUAAUGCUUAUGGAUUUGCAGCAUGCAUGCUAAAUGGUAAGCACUAAGUCAUCCCUGAGCCAUAUAAUGCAAAACCUUAAAUGUCAUCCUGUGUUGACUGUAUAAUAAACCACUUGGAUGAUUAUCAGAGAUCAGUUACACAAAAUGUUCUUGGUGAAUAUAUGUUUUCAAAAUGUUGUUCAUAUUCUGAUAACCAUUUAUGAAAAAUAUAUGUAACCAUCCUCCCUAUGAAGAGAAUGAGAGCACAAGAACAUAAGCAAUAGAAGCAAGAGUAGUCCCUCGAGCCUACUCUGCCAUCCAAUAAGAUCAUGGUUGGUCUUCUGCCUCAACUCCACUUUCCUGCUAAUCCCCUAUAUCCUUUGAUUUCCUGAGAGAUCAGAAAUUUAUCUAUCCCAGCCUUGAGUAUAUUCAAAGAUGAAACAUCCGCAACCCUCUGAAGUAAAGAAUUGAAAAGACUCACAACCCUCUGAGUGAAGAAAAUUCUCUUAAUAUCAGUCCUAAACGAUCGAGUCCUUAUGCUGAGACUGUGCCUCCAUGUUCUGGAAUCACCAGCCAGGGGAAACAACUUCAGUGUACACCCUGUCUACUCCCUUCAGGAUUAUGUAUGUUUCAAUGAGAUCACCUCUCAUUCUUUUAAUUGCCAUUUUACUCAGCCUCUUAUCAUAGGACAACCCUCUCAUUCUAAGAACCAAACUAGUAAAUGUUUGCUGUGCAGUCUCCAAGAUAAGAAUAUUCUUACUUCGAUAUGGAGACUAAAACUAUGCACACUACACACACCCUAUACAAUUGUAGCAAGACUUCUUUGUUCUUGUACUCCAGUCCCCUUGCAAUAAAAGCCAACAGGCCUUCCUAAAUGUUAUGCCUUCGUGUUAAUUUUCUGUGUUAUUUGUACAACUACACCCAAGUCACUGAACUCUAUCCAUUUACAUUGCAGCACUGUCUCCAGAAGGCAGUGAUAAACAUUAUCAUAAAAGGUUAGUGCCCAGAAUUAUAAAAUUAAUGUUCAUAAUGACCUGGAUUUACAAACUGACUGAAAAUUUGCAGGUGGCACCAAAUUAGGAGGGUAAGUGGAAUUGGAAGAGGCAGCUCAGGAAUUACAAAGUGACUUAAAAUGCAUGUAAAUGGACAGAACAAUAGUAAAUUAAAUUAAUGUAGAAAAAUGUAAUGAGUUGCUCAUAAGAAGGGAAUGUAAUCUAAACACAUGCUCUGCAAGCUGUGUUGAAAUAGUUAAGAAUUAAGUUGAAAGAGACCUAAGAAUCUGAACAGCCCUGAUGUUAAGUAUCAGCAUCCAAUACAGAGCAGCAAUCAAAAUUCCAAUCAGAUAAUGAACUCCAUAGCCAAAACAGUAGUAUACCAAACAGAGGAGGAAGUGAUAAAACUACAUUGUGCUCUGGACAGGUUAUAAUUUGAAUCUUGUAUUCAGUUCUGGUGACUGAAAAAUAAGAGUGAUGUUCCAGCGCUGGAGGCACAGCAGAUUCUAAAUUAGCAGAAAAGACUGAAGGAUCUCAGCCUAGAAAGGAGAGUAACUUUAUGAAGAUAAAUAAAAUGUUUCAAGGUACGGGCAUUUAAUCCAGAAUAUUGCUUUAAACUGUGGCAGUAGAAGAAAGAGGCACAGGUUCAAACUUGUGAAUGGCACUUGUAAGCCUGAUGUCAGGAAAUAGUUCUUCAAACAAAGGGUGAUCAACGUGUGGUAUAGAUUUCUGGAUGGGGAAGCAAAACCCUUAGAAUAAUUUCAAAAACAGUUGGAUGUACAAUGGUGGGAUUUUAGCAUAUCUGGAUGGAUGAAUUAAGAUAAGCCGAAUAGCCUUCCAUAUUUGUAAUUAUCUUGUGAUCUUACACAUGUAAAAUUAUUCUAGCAUUACUGACAUUCAACUCUCUGCUCUAAAUGAAAUGAAUUCAGAAGAAUAGCAUGAAACUCCAUAGUCACAGUGAAGUAACAUACCACUUGGACAUACUACUGCCUAACCUAGAUCAAAGCUGAAUUAAUUGUUCACUAAAAAUUACUUGGAGCACUUUGCUAAUAUAAUUAUACCACUGUUGCACAGACAUCUGUGAAAUUCUGCUUUUUUCACACUGACCUCAUGCAUUGUAUUUUGCUGAAACAUUACCAACCGAUGAUUCCAUUUACAGUUACUGCUAUAGCUUAUUAAGACUGAAUGUGAAUUAAAAUUUGUUGGGUUGGAGAAGACCGUUGACUGAACAAACUGUGUAACUGUCUUAGUCAUGUCCAUUUAACAGGCUAGGAUAUGCAUUCCAUGUAUUUAGCAGGAUCUACAGAGUCAAAAAAUGUGACGUGAAAAAACAAACUUAUUGUGAAGUGACUUUCUUGCAUCUAUUGUAUAUUUUGCAGCAUUCCUUCCAAUAUGGAACUGUAUUUUGGAAUCUGAAUAGUAAACACUGUCCUGUGUCAAUGCUGUUAAGAUGCUUGUUGUAUAUCCAGCCAGCUACAGGUACAGUUUUACCUGUAAUAAAGAACGUUAGUGUUUAA